AUGAAUGCUGAUACGCUGAGGAGAAAGGCCAGAACGUCCCUCAAGACUACCUCUGUGGCCUUGGCCUCCUCAGACCAGCAGUAUGAGGACCACCAGCACACAGGCGAGCCGGCCAUUGUCGAGCCCAAGACCCCCCGGGGCUUCUCGAGGGCCCUCCGGUCACUGAGUAGCUCAUCUCUCGACUCGCUCAGCGCCGGGGUGCCGCGACGGUCGACAUCUUCCCGCAGGCUGCAAAAGACACACUCGAGCUCCGGCACUAUGCUGGAGCGCUUGCACCUCCGUGCCUCGUCACGCGACUCAUCCAGCAACCUCACCGCCGCCGACCUGGACUCGCCCGGCAGUCCUAUCGACCAACCCUUCUAUACUAUGGAGGUCGUGCGCAACGGCCACCUCAAGGCGGAUGUAUCCUUGCUCAAGGCCCGUUCCGAGUACCUCGUCCUCACCGACCAGUGCCUGGUCAAGUGUGGGAGCGUCGAGGCCGCCAGGACCAUCUUUCCGCAGUUGGCCCCGUCUCCCGAUGUCCAGCCUCCGCCCCGCCGGACGAGCUCCUACGGCAGCCUGAGCAGCAAGUCGGCCGCGUCCGAGAUCCGAUUCGAGGUCCCUCUGCGAUCCAUCGUCGCCAUCUUUAACGAUGACGAGGCCGGCGGGGCUGUCCCGGGAAUCGACCUCUGGUGGUUUUCCCAGACCCCGAGGCUGGCGUACUGUCGAACACACCUUCUCUUUUCCCUGGCCCAGGAGCGCGACGAGUGGCUCUCCGCCAUCCACAAAAUGUGCCGCGUUAAGCUACGCAAGUCGCCCGUUGGCUCCCUGACUCCCGAGAAUCUGCGCGUGCGCGUCGAUCAUAUUGUCGCCCACCACGAGAGCGCACCCUUCGACGGCGCUCCCGCCAACGUCAUCUUCCCCGUAGCCAAGAGGGCUGUAGGGUCCGGGGCAGCCGAUGAGGCCCAUAACGUCACCGAUGGCUCAUCCUAUUACUUGGCCAUUGGCCCCUGCAUGUGCUACCUGAUCGAGGUGCUCAAGGCCGACUUUGCCACGCCCCCGGGCGAUCUGCGUAUCAAGUUCAACCAUUUUGGUACCGUGACACUGACCAAGUUCACGGCGUCCGUAGCCGCUCACGAGCAUAGGUUCACCCUAAGCUUCCGGUCGCCCUUUGGCCGCACUACCCGCCUCGACCUCGCGAGCCUCCACUAUCGUCGCAUCAUCGAGGCCUUUAGCCGCGCCGACCGCCUGGUGAAGCCCAUGUGGCCCCAACAGUUGCAGCAGUCCGUGUUCGAGAUCAAGGGUCUGCCAGCGCCGCUGCAGCUCACGGCCGGAUGCGACUUGGGUGGGAUAGGACGGUCUCUCCAGGCUCACUGCGCCGCAUAUCACGUCGAUGUGCCCCUAUGGACUGUGGACUGGCAUGCCUCGUACCAGCCUGAGUUCCGCCUCCUGCCGCUCCUUGUCGACGACACCGCCUCCAUAUCGUCUUCAUCGUCCUCUUCGACAGUAGCCGUCCCUUACUCGUCCAUGCAGCUCAUGGCCGUCUUUCGCGCCCUUCGUUUCAACAACUUCUUCAGAGCAAUCUCUUUUCGCGAUGUUGAUCUGUCCGCCCUGGCUGGCAAGAGGGAUAACUCCCCCUACGGAGAAGGGGUCGUAUACUCUUCGCUCAACGGGUGUAAGAUCUCUCAGGAUCACUGCGGGGACCUUCUCGAGGCCCCCGUGCUUUCGCAAGAGAUUCACGCCUUGGCUUUCGCCUCUGAGUCAGUCAGGAGCAUAGACCUAGGCAACUGUCUGGGUCUGUCAAUCAGGCGCUCCGCCCAGGCUAGGCGGUCAGUCGAUUCUUCUGGUCAUAGGAGGACCAGCUCCGAGUUGCUCAGUCCCAUCAUGAUGCUUGCCAGAGCCGGUCUCUGCAUGUGUCGAAACCUCGUCAUGUCGGGGAACCCACUACUUCUCAGCGACGUCGACGAACUUGCGAACAUCAUGACUCUUGAUCAUGUCCGGUUCAAGAAGAUUGAGUUUGCCAGCUGCAGCCUCGGGGAUGCGGGGCUGAAUAAGCUCUGGUGUGGCCUCUCGGGGCAAGCACGCUCCCUGCAGGUGAUCAAUACUUCUGACAACCAGGGUGUUGUAUGGUUCGAUACUCUCCGCAACACCCUGAGCCAGCUACGUAAUGUUACGAAGCUUAUGAUUGCUGGGAACACUCGUCUUCAUCCGGAUGCGUCGCUCUUUGACGAAGCUAUUUAUAGCUGGGCGCUAUCGGAACUGGACCUCUCUGGGAUAGUGCUCAACGAGGCAACGGUCGACGUCUUGGCAGGAUACCUCGAGACGCCCCAGUCGCAGGACCUUCAGAUGCUGCGUGUCGACAGCUGCGGCCUCACGGGCAGGCAGAUGGCCAAGCUGUUCCGAGCCAUGGGCCGGACGAGGGAGAUGACGGUGCACGCCAAUGCCAGCCGGCUAGACGAGGGAAUCGACGAGCUGUGCCAGGUUCUUGCGGCCGGGUACGGGCCGUGGAGCCUGUUCAUCCAGAUGGUCGAGUUUAGCCACGAGUCGAGCUACGUCAAGCUAUGGGAGGCUCUAACGUUUAACACGUCCAUCGAGUGUUUGUCCCUGGCCGGUUCAUCGAUCCCCGACGAAGCGAGUACGGCCGCCUGCAAGACGGUGGCCAACUUCUUUGCCAAGAACGACACCGUUCGCUUCCUCGAUAUCUCAGGGUACAACGCUAAGCUGGAUGAGGGCAGGCUGGGCAAGAACUUCUCCAGCGCACUCAGCGGCAUGCGCCACAACUCGCGCAUCGAGCACUUGCGCGUGCGCAGCCAGAUGCUCAACGUCAACAUUGGCGACUUGGCCGAGGCCAUCUCGGCCAACAAGACCCUGCACACGCUUGACUGCGAGGACAACGGUUUUAACCUGUCCAACUUCCGCCACCUCAUCAAGCACCUCGGUGACAACACCACCAUCUGCCACUUCUCGGCCUUCACUCCCGCCGAACUGGAACGCUCUGUCCGCAAGUCUGCCUACACCCCUGGUACCAUGGCCGCGCCUCCCACACGCCGCGCGUCCAUCGUGUCCCGCUUCCGUCAGGAAAGGCCUCAGAGUAGUAGCGACAAGGCCCUCGUCCAGCACCUCAAGGAUGAGUGGGACGCCGCGGUCGAGCAUCUCAGGCUCAUCCUCGAGCGCAACCAGAGGCUUGUGGACGAACCAGCGGUCGACAUGCCGCCGACCCUGCCGCCGCCCGAGCACGCCGCGCCGCUGGGCGCGGAACAGAUACUAGACGCUGGCGAGGAUGCCAUCUUCUCCCAAUCCUUUGGAGGUCUUGCAUUUAGACAGCUGGAGGCGCGCCAGGCUAAGAAUCCAGCAGCUAUCGUCAAUACCGGCGGCGAAGCCGGCUCUUUCGUCGGACCACUACCCGCAAGGAAGCCCAGCACUGCGGGGUCGGUGACUAGCAUCUCAGAGCUCCAAGCGCUGGUCGGCCGUCUGGAUCUGCGUAUCAGGCGGUCCUCCUCCACGGCCUCGAGCGAUGUCGCAGCCAUCAGUCCCACGAGCAGCAUCAGCCCCACCAGGACGCCGCCAGGUGACACGACGACCCACAAGGAAGAAGGAGAAGAGGAAGACGAUUCUCCCAAGUCCAGAACACUGUCGCUCAGGAACCCCGAUGGCGGAUCCUUUGACUACUCUGCCGACGGGAACUAUACUUUCUCCAACAAUGCCUCUGACGGUCCUCUUCCACCGGUGGGAACUGUUGCAGGGGAUCUGGGAAUUCAGAUGAAGGCGUUUCGUCGGACGUGGGGUGACUCUGUGAGUCGUAUCGAUGAAGAGGAUGAUGCUACUUGCGCGGCCUAA
Geosmithia morbida is the source of this 3816-nucleotide messenger RNA. Its product is annotated as Leucine rich repeat protein. Lineage: Eukaryota; Fungi; Ascomycota; Sordariomycetes; Hypocreales; Bionectriaceae. The transcript is spliced from 3 exons. The record is from RefSeq and is a predicted model, not a curated record. The coding region runs from base 1 to 3816 and encodes 1271 amino acids.